UCACGAAGCGAAGAAGGAAAACCCGGAAAUGGAAGACAGAGCAGUCUUUCUUCUCCACAUUGAAAUCUGGUCCCCAAGGUCCAACUUUCCGUGAGCUCGGGAGUCGACCGACGGGGAUUCAAAAGUGGUUUAGAGCUGGAUCCGGGCUUCUGAGUUUCAGCGACACGGGAGAAAAGAACUUUCAUUACGUUUGCUCCACUCAUGAGCAGUGGAGCAGAAGCCUUCAGAUGAAGUUCCCAGAAUUCCCCCGCCCCUCUUCUCGUUGUUUGCGUGCAGCCGUUUGAGCGUGUCGUGGCGAAACGUCAAGCGCGUGCGUCAUGGAUGGCAAGAAGCUUGCGGCCAACCGGCGGCACAUCGCGGCCGGCCUGCUGACCAACCUGCUGUCGUCCAUCUGCAUCGUGUUCGUCAACAAGUGGAUCUACGUGCGCUACGGCUUCCCCAACAUGACCCUCACCCUGGUGCACUUUGCGGUCACCUGGCUGGGCUUGUUUGUGUGCCAGAAGAUGGACGUUUUCUCCCCCAAGAGCCUGCCGCUGCGCAAGAUGGUGUGGCUGGCGCUGAGCUUCUGCGGCUUCGUGGCCUUCACCAACCUGUCGCUGCAGAACAACUCCAUCGGCACGUACCAGCUGGCCAAGGCCAUGACCACGCCCGUCAUCAUCCUCAUCCAGACGGCCUACUACAAGAAGAGCUUCUCCAACAAGAUUAAGCUCACGCUGAUCCCGAUAACCAUCGGUGUGACGUUGAACUCGUACUACGACGUGCGCUUCAACAUGCUGGGGACCGUUUUUGCCACCUUGGGUGUUCUGGUGACAUCACUCUACCAAGUGUGGGUCGGAACGAAACAGCACGAGCUCCAAGUCAACUCCAUGCAGCUUCUGUACUACCAGGCUCCGCUGUCGUCGGGCUUCCUGACGGCCGUCAUUCCCUUCUUUGAGCCGCUCACGGGCGACGGAGGAAUAUUUGGACCGUGGUCCCUUCCCGCUCUGAUGACCGUGUUUUUCUCCGGGGCGGUGGCAUUCCUGGUCAACCUGUCCAUCUACUGGAUCAUCGGAAACACGUCGGCCGUUACCUACAACAUGUUUGGCCAUUUUAAAUUCUGCAUCACCCUGAUAGGAGGCUACGUGCUCUUCCAAGACCCUCUGUCACUCAACCAGGCUUUGGGGAUCCUUUGCACUCUGGUGGGAAUCUUGUCGUACACGCACAUCAAGCUGGCCGAACAAGAGGAGGGAAAAAGUCGCCUGGCUCAGAGGCCAUGACGGGCGGGGGAUACGAUAAGGGAUGUUUUUUAAUACAAAUCUUUAUUUUAUGAUGUCCUUUUGAAAGUAAAGACUCCGAUCCCGA
Molecule: messenger RNA, 1341 nt
Organism: Syngnathus typhle (broad-nosed pipefish)
Lineage: Eukaryota; Metazoa; Chordata; Actinopteri; Syngnathiformes; Syngnathidae
Gene: slc35e3
Product: solute carrier family 35 member E3
Exons: 7
Coding region: 318-1256 (312 amino acids)
Cellular component (GO): Golgi apparatus
Molecular function (GO): nucleotide-sugar transmembrane transporter activity; antiporter activity
Source: RefSeq, a predicted model, not a curated record